Molecule: messenger RNA, 438 nt
Organism: Verticillium nonalfalfae
Lineage: Eukaryota; Fungi; Ascomycota; Sordariomycetes; Glomerellales; Plectosphaerellaceae
Exons: 2
Coding region: 1-438 (145 amino acids)
Source: RefSeq, a predicted model, not a curated record
AUGCACCCAGCUCCUCUGGUGCUGCCGUCCAACUCCAAGUUCGCCUCGACCAGCAGGAUGGACAACGCCGUGGUAAUGAGCACGGCACACUGCCUGGGUGCCGACACGGUAGCUUCGGUGCGGCGCGUAGGCAGCAGCUACUCGGUUCUACAAUGCGCCGGCAACCUGCGGAUCCUGACGCGCAUCGCAGAAUUUUAUCACAAGCUCGACUACCAACCACCUCUACCGGCGGCAGAUGCACCAGGACUCGAACCGGCCGAUCGCCAAGCUCGCAACCGAGCUGGCGGCGCGCGCUGCGCCGGCUCCAUCCGCGCCAUACUCUUCGGUCACACGCACGCGGACGAACUGACGGCCGGCCUGUGGACCGUGGGGACGCAGACGUUUGAGCGGGAUGACCGCCUGUUCAAGAAAGAUGGGGAAUUGCGCGACAUCCUCUGA